Molecule: messenger RNA, 912 nt
Organism: Seriola aureovittata
Lineage: Eukaryota; Metazoa; Chordata; Actinopteri; Carangiformes; Carangidae
Product: troponin I, slow skeletal muscle-like
Exons: 6
Coding region: 103-555 (150 amino acids)
Biological process (GO): muscle contraction
Cellular component (GO): troponin complex
Source: RefSeq, a predicted model, not a curated record
UAAGUAAUGUAAGUGUACAUAUCUUUGUCACAGAAAAAGCCAAAAUAUUCAGCAACACGCCGACUGCAUUUGAAGUCCAAACUGCUGAAGAAGGCAGCUUCUAUGCUGGUGGCUGAAAGUGAAGAGAAGAAACAUGAGAAAGAAAGAGCUGUGAACGAGUGCUUCCCUCCUUUGAAGCUGUCAGGUCUGUCAGUCCAGGAGCUGCAGGAUCUUUGUAGAGAACUACAUCAUAAGAUUGAUGUUGUAGAUGAAACACGGUAUGAUAUGGAGCUCAAGGUAGCCAGAAAUGAGAAAGAGAUCCAGACACUGACUCAAAAGAUCUCUGACCUGAAGGGUGUAAAGCGACCGAACUUGAAGAGGGUUAAGAAAACGACAGAGGACAUGCUGGGUGCAUGCACCGACACCUCAAAACUCAUGAAGGCUGAUUUCAAGGCCAACCUUAAGACAGUGAAGAAAGAAGAAGAAAAGAGGGAAGAAGUGACUGACUGGCGUAAGAACGUGGAGGCCAUGUCUGGUAUGGAGGGCAGAAAGAAGCUGUUUGAUGCCGGACAAUAAGAAGAAUUACUGUCCAAAUACAAGAAGGUUUCCAUUACAGGAUGAAACAAAACUGGUUUUGUAAAGAAUGAUAUUAACUAUAGACACGUGUAAAAGACUAGAUAAAUGCACUAUUUAGAUUAUACUGUAUUAAAACAUCUUUAAUUUUCAUUUAAUAUAAACCUGUAUGUAAAGACUACUACUGAAUGUGAUAAUAUAAACUGUAUAAUAUGCAGUAUCCUUAGCAUAUUGAAAUUGUGUUAAAGAAAGGGCUGAUUAGCUUUAUGAGUUAGUGCAGUAUCUAUAUUAUACAGAUGAUGGCACUGUCGCACUAUGUGUAAUACAUGUGAUGCUGAUUAAAUGACCAUGAUCACUUGA